GUUGCUGAUGUCACUUUCGGUGGACAGACGAUACGGUGGGGCGAGAAGGGAGUUUGGGGACCACCCCAGAUUGCAUUCUCCUGAGGCCUUCGGACAGGUGAUCUCUGCACAUGGCACCAUGCUCCAUAACCAUAUAUAUAUAUAUAUAUGUGUCAUAACCAAAAGCCUCUGUGUCACGAUCAUAGAUUUAGAACCCACACAGAGGAGGAGGAGGAGGAGGCUGUGGUGUCCAGUGUGUCCCAGAACACCUGUCUGUGCUCUCCCCAACAUCUAUAGCCUUGGAUUCAUCUCAUCCCAUAUUAAACACAACUUGACAAGUUUCCAACUUCGACAAAAAAAAAAAAAAAAAAAACUACAGUCAAACGUCGGACAAACUGCUCAGGAUACACUUCAAAAGUAUCCAGCGUUAACAUGAACAAUCUGCAGCCCUUAUCAAACUUAGCAACCUCCACCAGGCGCUCCUCACUGUUCCCGGAAAGCUUCACAAAAUAUAAACUACUGUCUCUCUUCCUCCCCCUUUAGCCGUGUGUGCAUCUCACGCUCGUGCCCAUCCCGUGCGCCGAGUCCAUGCCUCUCUCUUGUUUCCGCUCAUCUACUCACCAGAGAGAGCGCUUGCACACCAGAUGCGGGCCCCCCUGCGGGAGUUUAUUUGGCUUUUGUACGGAGUUUUAGAGUUGGUCGCCCGAUUCGAUUCUCGCCAUCGUACUGAUGUUCUUCGCUCCUGCGCGCUCCACCCCGCCUGCCGGAGCGGAGGAGCGCUGGACCACAGAGACGCGCAAGGAGGGGAGAGCGAGCCGAUGUUAGCGGCUGUGACGAGGCUCAGCCCGCCAAUUAAAACUACGAGAACAGCUAAGACUAACUUAAUUAGGCAAUUGUGGCUACUGGGGUCGGUUUAGGCAACAUGGAUCCUCUGCCCGAGCGUUUCCCUCGCUCGUCCCGUCGCCUUGUUUAAUGUGUUAUUACAGGAACAGAUGCUUCCCUUGGCCGGUGCCAGUGCGAUCAUUUCAGCAAAGUGAUGGCAGCGUACUUUCACAGUCUUCACGGAGUUAGUGCAUGUGUCAUUACUUCUCUGCACCCCGCUGUUUAUUUCUAACACCUGGCUCUCAACAAUGAUCGCCGAAGGUCACGUUUCACCGCGACGCACUUCUCCAAGUAUUGUGCAUCUUGCUUUUUGCGACCGCGACUUGAUUUGCAGAUAACUUUUUGAGUCUUAGCCAAGCAAAACCGAGACUGCAAAAGAAAGCUAAGAUGACAUUCAGCCUCGGUUGUUAGAGGUUAACUAUGACUCGGGCAAAACUUUGCUCCGUGCGCUCCCGCGGGUGAUCCAGCGAAAAGCGUCAAAUCAUAUGUAGUUUAUUCGCGACGGGCUGAGCAUGUUAGGAAGUCCAUCAAACAACGGCGGCAUCAGAAUGCUGGUGCCCCCGGCUCCGAACGACGACAGGCGGGUGGAGUUCGUGGCUCUCACCGCCGUCCACACGGAGAGGAGCGAGCCGUCCACGCCGGAGCGCGGACACCCGUCUCACCGCACAGGUCUGCUGGGCACCCCGCUACCAGGACCGCCGGGACCCCGGGGCAACUCCUCCGCCUCGAGCAAGCGCUGCAGAAAGUUGCAGAAUUGCCUGUACAAUGUGUUGGAAAGACCAAGAGGAUGGGCGUUCAUCUACCACGCAUUCAUUUUUCUGCUGGUGUUCAGCUGCUUGGUCUUGUCUGUGUUCUCCACCAUACCCGACCACCAGAAGUUUGCCAACCAAAGCCUCUUCAUCCUGGAGUUUGUCAUGAUCGUGGUGUUUGGGUUGGAGUACUUCAUCAGGAUCUGGGCGGCUGGCUGCUGCUGCAGAUACCGCGGAUGGCAGGGACGGCUGAGAUUUGCCAGGAAGCCUUUCUGUGUCAUAGACUUCAUCGUUUUUGUGGCGUCGCUGGCAGUGAUCGCUGCAGGAACGCAGGGCAACAUCUUUGCUACGUCAGCCCUGCGGAGCAUGCGCUUCUUGCAGAUCUUGCGAAUGGUUCGUAUGGACCGACGAGGAGGCACCUGGAAACUGCUGGGCUCAGUGGUUUAUGCUCACAGCAAGGAGCUGAUUACAGCCUGGUACAUAGGUUUCCUGGUCCUGAUCUUUGCCUCCUUCCUCGUCUACCUGGCAGAGAAAGAUGUCAACACGGACUUCAACACCUAUGCAGACUCCCUCUGGUGGGGAACUAUAACUUUGACCACUAUCGGCUAUGGUGACAAGACCCCUCAUACGUGGCAAGGACGGCUCCUGGCUGCCGGCUUUGCACUCCUGGGAGUCUCCUUCUUUGCCCUCCCAGCUGGAAUUUUGGGGUCAGGCUUUGCUUUGAAGGUUCAAGAGCAACACAGGCAGAAGCACUUUGAGAAGAGGAGGAUGCCCGCUGCAAACCUGAUACAGGCUGCCUGGCGUCUCUACUCCACAGAUGCCAAACACUCCUAUCUAACCGCUACAUGGUACUUCUAUGACAGCAUGUUGCCGUCGUUCAGAGAACUGACGCUACUGUUCAGUCACCUCCAGCGACAGCGUAGCACCAAGAAGGUUCUCCACAACUCCUACCACACGCUGCUGUCAGGGCUGCGGCCCUACAGCUCCCCCUACCUGUCGGGGGACAGCAGUAAAAUGGGCUUCCGGGAUCGGAUCAGGAUGAACAAUUCCCGUUCGUCCCAAACCAUUCGGAGCAAGGCGUCACCGCUGCCCCCCGGCUCCGGUGUCCGCCGCACUCCCAGCCAGGAGAACGUCCCCGAGGCCACCAGCCCGGGGAAGGUCCAAAAGAGCUGGAGCUUUAACGACCGCACGCGCUUCCGCACCUCCCUUCGCCUCAAGCCUCGUCCACCUGCUGAUGUGGAGGGCGUUGGGGAGGACAGCGUGGAGGACAAACCAUAUUGUGACGUGGCCAUGGAUGAGGUGAUCCCAGCAGUGAAGACGCUUAUACGAGCUGUCAGGAUCCUGAAGUUCCUCGUGGCCAAGAGGAAGUUCAAGGAGACACUGCGUCCGUACGAUGUGAAAGACGUUAUAGAGCAGUAUUCGGCCGGACACCUGGACAUGCUGGGCCGCAUCAAGAGCCUGCAGAUGAGGGUGGACCAGAUAAUUGGUCGAGGAGCUGUCCAGCCCGAUAAGAAGGCGCGCCCCGAAAAGGGAGAGAAGACGCCACCAGAACUGGAGUCACUGGACGAGCUAAGCAUGAUGGGACGUGUAGUUAAGGUGGAGAAACAGGUACAAUCCAUAGAGAACAAGCUGGACCUCCUGCUCAACUUCUACUCCCAGUGCCUAAAGAAAGGUUCAUCCAACUUCACCCUGUCCACCCUCCUGGACCCCGACCUGACAUCUGACUACCAGAGCCCCACGGACCAAAGAGACCUCUUCCCCUCCGUUAACACACUCAACAUCUCCCAGUCCGACAGCGGCAACUUGGAAUGACGCUGAGCCGGCUGAGCACAGACACGGACCCCUUUUUUCAGUACGUCUUCCAAAGGCCUGACUCUGAGCAGCCAGAUCUCGACGACUCCUCUCCACUUCAUUUGUUUCUGUCCGUCAAAGACUCUGUCCUGCCCCAUCUCAAAUCCACACCCUCAGCUCCCUUACCCUCAUGUGAAUGUUUCCAGAGCUGGUACAGACGGAGGCCACCAGGUGGCUCCACCUGACGUGGGGCCUCAGCCAAAGCUGCUCACCGCACACGCCUCUCAACCUGCUAGACGAGGACGGAGAUGAGGAAAGGACGACAACUAUUACUUGACUACUGAACCACUCUCCCCCACUCACCUCAUGCUAUAUAUAUAAAUAGAUAUAUAUCUAUGCCUACUUUAAAGCUUCAGUUGUACAUAAUCAGACUGAGCGUUGAAGUGUUUUUAAUCUUCUGAGGAAUCAGCUUUUUUUUCCCUGUCAUAAUUUUAUUUAGUUUGGCUGCUUGUUUCAACAAACUGGGAGUUUUUAUUUUAAUUUUUUUUUCAGUUUUCACUGAGUCUUCAGUACCUAGUCAGUUAUACUGUAGUUUGACACAGAAAUAAAUAAAGUGCUCCCUUGGACCGGGAUGGGCAUACUCAGCCCGCCUACGCACCAAACUUACACGGUACUCUGUCUCAUCCGAACAAGGGAUCUUUAAAUGUAUGAAUCCCGCUUUAAUAGCUCACACUUGUCACAUGGAAGCAGAACUAGAGGAACAUGUUGGGAGUUUGUUUUGAUGUCCAUUCUUUCGCCUCGAGGUUUGCUCUCCAACAAGCCCACUUGCAAAAAAAAAAACAACAAAAAACAAAAACCCCUCAUUGUUCUCUGUUUGACUAGGGUUCGGGUUGUUCCUUCUUAUUUGGGAUUUACUUACUUUACUUUACCUCUCGGAGUACUUCCCCGAUCUAAACUUCUGCUUUUCAACGAGCCCUUUAAACCUCUCUGUCUUGCAGCCCUCAGUCUUGACGUGCAUGCGUUCCUCAGACCAGUCCCGUAGAUGAAACCUCUCAGAUUCGGAUGCAACGCUUUACGCUCUGCUUCUCGCCACUCACGUCCCGGCCUCGGGUCACGUUUUUUUGACCGUUUCAUCUGGUUCGGGGGGGGUCCAGUAACGCUUCCCUCCCAGCUCCACCGCCCUCAGACAUCACACGAGCUCCCAGAUGACGCAGAGACUUUUUUUGGCCAGUUCGGUGCAGUUUGAAGUAACAAUCCGUGAGGCAUCCGGGUUCGAACGCACGAAUUCCAGACCGUUAUCCUCAUGAAGGCGUGAGUCUUCGGUUCAGCUCGAAGAGAGCGUGCGGAGGAAAAGCUGACUGCACUUUCCUCUCUUUUCCCGCGUUUCCUGGUUUCGCUCCCGGUGAUGUUUGCUCACUAAAUGCUCUGUGCAGAUGGACAAAACUGGAGAGUGCACAAAUGCACACACGCAAACACACACACAGACACGUUGAAAACGACGAAACCAGUUCCUUUACUUAAAUACUUGGGCACUUGAUAAAUAUACCACAUGUUUUUGUCAUGUAUGAUUUCAUCUUCCGUUUUGAUUUCUUUACUGUAAACGCGUUCACGCACUUGAUUUUUGCGUUAUCAUUUCGUCGAAUGAUUUCAGUUGUUAAAGUGAAUGUAGGAUUUAAUUUAAUGUAUUUAAUUCAGUUUUUACGACUUUUAAAUAAAUGUAGCAUUUUUUUUUUCUUUCUUUCUUUCUUUGUUUUGUGGAGUUAAAUCAUUGAUGACACUGCUGUAACCACACGCGGCUGAUCAGGUCCACGCGCACCGCUUGCAGAGCCGUGUAUAUUUUUUGUAACGUCUUCGGAUCACCGCCGCCGGCUUCGACCGAGGAAACACUCGCCAUGUUGUGUAUAGCCAGUCAAGACAUUUCUUUAUUGUCCCCGCGAGAGACUCAUUCGCUCGGUCCGGUCAAUGCAGUUGACUCAGGUGCUCAAGUUUUCCAUUCAACCUUUAAACAAUGAAUGUACUUCAUUGCUCUGUCUUUUUAGAUCUACUUAUGGUCUGUCGUCGCCAUGAGAAAUAAAAAAACAAACAAACAAAAAAAAAAUGGCACUUCGGAGCUCGCUGUCAAUGUCAUACAAGUUUUGCAUUCAUGUCAUGGAGAAAUGCUCGGUAGCUCCAUUGUUUGGCCUGGAUUACGGCAGCCUGUUUAUUAGAGGCAUUAUUAAACUGUCACGUCAUUGUCACCGGGAAUGUUGAGCUUCAUGAAAUUAUAUGUGAGGUCACUGUAUUGCAUGUUGUUGUUUCGUAGGAAGGGGGGGCCCCGGUAUUAGAAGAAAAAAACAAACAAAAAAACAAUCUCGAGACAAGACAUGAAAGGAAACGACCUGUGCCUUCUAUGCCCUCGUUCUGCUCUGCAGCUGAUACGGUGCAGCUUUCUGUCUCACACUCCUUCAACAUGGCCUAUCGGUGUGUCGUAUGAGGACAGCCAUGCUACUUUCGUUCAAACCCUCGAACUGACUGAACACUACAGUUAACGUUUCGAUUUAGUCUUCUACGGCUGCUGCAAACUUUGAUAUUUUCUGAGGAUAUUACUGUAUGUUCCUUGCGUAUCCUUGUACCUCUACCAGGGCCUCCUCGCAUCAAACACACUGUAUUGAAACACCUGUCAGAUCCGGAGGCAUGGACAUUUGUGUCGUCUCAACUCUGCAGGCAUGUGUCCUUUCAUAAGCAUGUCACAUAGAUCAGAAUGGCUUCCACACAACUACCUCUGAGGCCACUAGGGGGCGCUAGUCUAGGAAACCGAGUAAGCGAUUGUCUAACUGACUGAAUGCUAUGCAUGACUCAAUCUGCACGUUCUCUUUUUCCACUUCUUCUUCUUCUUCUUCUUCUUCUUCUCCCUCAUGACGUCCUACCAUCCAUCCUUCACUGACUUGCUGCCAUUCGACAUUCCAGCUCAUUGCUCUUUAACCGUUUUCUUAGGUGUUGGAACUGUUGUUAAGAUGAAACACACAUCGAUCAAAGCAAUAAGCGAAAUGCAAAGUCUUCCGAUUCCGACUGAUGUGUGAAAUAUGGCGCUGAUUUAUUUUCUGAUCCGAUGCACAACUCUAUUUGAUCUUUUAAAGAGAUAGAAUUAUGUGUAUCUGCUGUGGAUAAAAUUAGAUCACUUGACUAACUUAUUAAUUUAUUUGUUUCAAUAAAGCUCUUUGGACUGUA
Mugil cephalus (flathead mullet) is the source of this 6608-nucleotide messenger RNA. Its product is annotated as potassium voltage-gated channel subfamily KQT member 4. Gene Ontology annotation, biological process: potassium ion transport; transmembrane transport. The coding region runs from base 1374 to 3422 and encodes 682 amino acids. The record is from RefSeq and is a predicted model, not a curated record. The transcript is spliced from 14 exons. Lineage: Eukaryota; Metazoa; Chordata; Actinopteri; Mugiliformes; Mugilidae. Gene Ontology annotation, cellular component: membrane. Gene Ontology annotation, molecular function: voltage-gated potassium channel activity.